AUGGAUUUUUCAACACGUGCUCAGUUAACAAAUAAUGUUAUACAGAAUACCGAUGUAGAUUGUAUUGGACCAAAUCUCAAAACAAUGAUUACCUCUAAAUGGAAUAUAGAUGAUAACUUUUUUGAAUUUGAAACAGAGUCUCUAGAUUACAUAGAAAUGGUCUCACCACAAUCAAUAAGUUUCAAAUACCCAAUCAAUUCAAAGAAAUUCAGGACAACUUUAGGAAAAAGAAUUGAAGAACCUUUGUCUCUAUCUCUUUUUACUGCACCUUUAAAAGAUUCUUUAAUAAUUUUUCCAGAUUUAACACAAUCAAACAAUAUGAAUUAUGGAUUAUAUAUAAAUAAUGAUUUAGAAAACACUUUAAAUCCUUUUGUGUGUGGAAGUGCCUAUUUUGUAACAAGAAAUAUCCCAUCAAUGUCAAAUUUUAUUUCCAAUAAUUUAAUUUCAUAUUAUUUAACAAGUGAUUUCGAUUUCAAUUCUUUCAAAAAUUUAUCAACACAUAAUAAUAUAGGACUUAUACAAUUAAGAGGUUUCACAGGUUUAACAUAUCCACUGGUUCCACUAUCGAUAUUGUUAGGUUCAAAAGAUCCAAAUAGUGAAGAUAUGUAUCCUACUAUUUAUUAUAUAUCUGGGCCAUUAAAAAAACUUCCAAACUAUAAAAUAUUUGAUAAUACAGAUAUUUAUCAGUUAUCUUUUGAUUCUAAUCAAAUUAUUGGUGAUUUACCAAAAUGGGAUGGUUCAAAAAACAAUAUAACAACCUUAGAGUUAAGCUCAAAUUCAAUAACUGGAACUAUUGAUGAAUCUUAUUGCUCUGUGUAUUUAAUUAUUAGUAAAAAUUUAAUGACAGGUAAAAUUCCAGAAUGUUUUACAUGCCAUUUUAGCGAUACUACCUUUAAAUCUAUUUUUAGUCAAAAUUCAUUUGAUAACUACGAUACAAUAGGAACAUGCAAAACUAUUCCAAAGUUAAAAUUUUCAAACCAAACCUUUUGGAAACUAAACAAAAUAGUAACAGAACCAGUAUUAUCAUUAAUCGGUCAAAAUAUUGGAUAUUCAAUAAGUGAUAUUGAAUCAAAUAUACCAUUUAAUUACAUUUUAAAAGCCAAUUCAAUAUUUAUUGCAUAUGGUUCCUAUACUCCAAAUAGAAUUAUUCACGAAUUAAGUUUCAAGAGUACUGGUCAAAAAUUUACAUUAACUCCAGAUCCAUAUCCACCAUUAUUAUCAAAUAUAACAUCAAAUAAUCAUAUUUUAGUAUUCAAAGGUUUAUAUUAUUCAUACGAUAUCACUGAAAUAACAAUUACAAUUGGUGAUAAAUCUUGUGUUGUAACUGAUUCAACAUUUUAUCAAAUCACAUGUACUUUAAUAACAUAUCCAAAUCAACUGAAUAAUGUACCAGGCACACUCAAAGUAGAUCAAUUACAAACAACAUUCAAUUUAAAUUUAGAUAACAACGAUGGUAACGAAGUAUUCAACAACUAUACAUCAUGUCCAGACAACUGUGAAUCAUAUAAUGGUAAUAUAUGCAACUAUAAUACUGGUAUUUGUGAAUGCCCAAAAGACUGGACCGGUGAAAACUGUUAUACUCCAAUCCAUUAUGUAUCAUCAAUAACACCAACAUACGAAGAUGGCGGAUUAGUAACAAUGAAUGGAUGGUUUGGUGAUAUUCAUCAAAAUUUAAAAGUAACAAUCGGUAAUCAAGGAUGCAAAAUAGUUACGAUAUCAUCAAAUACAAUCACAUGCAACAUUGGAGCAGGUACAGGUAAAAAAGAUGUAAUCGUAUAUCAAAAUGGAAUCACAUGGAAAUCAUUAAACUUUUUUAUAUACCAAUCAAAACAACAAACAUGUUUAAACAACUGUAUCGAUAAUAACCAUGGUAUUUGUAAUACAUCAAAUGGUAUUUGCGAAUGUAAAUCAGGAUGGACUGGAUUCGAUUGUAAUUCACCUUCAAAUAAUAAUAACAAUGGUAAUACCAACAGUACAGUUAAUCCAGACGGUUCAACAACAAUUAAUAACGAUCAAACAACAUACAAUAUAUUAAUCACAUCAUUAUUAGAACUCGAUAUCAACAGUGACACAGUUAAACAAUAUCCACUUCAAAACAAUUGGAAUAUUACAUCAAAUGAUAAAAACGGAUCAAAUGUAACAUUCACACAAAUAUUAAACGAAACUGAAUGCCAAAUCAUAUUAUCAAUUCAAGAAAUAGAAAAUGAUAUUCAAUAUUCAUUUGCAGGUUUAGAAUUCAAAUUAGAUAAAGGUUCGAUUAAAGUAUCAGUAUCAAUUCACAAUUACAACUAUCAAAGUCCACUCAACACAUUACAAUUACAAAUGAUAUCAAAUGUAUCAGAUACAACAUCGAACGAUUGUAACAGUAAAUCAGCAUCAACAUCAACAUCAAUAUUAGACAAUCAAACAUUAAACUAUAUAUCGAUCAACAAAGACAACAAGAUUCUAUAUGGUAGAUUUAUAAACAGAGCAAUAUCAGAUGGACACACAACAUUAAUCACCACAUCAUUAGUAUCGAAUCAAAACGAAUCAAUAACCAUUGGUAUUAACAUUCCACAUUGCAGAACAUCAUGCUAUAUCGAUCCUGACUUUUCAGUAAUAAUUAGUCCUGAUUUCAAAUCAAACUGUAACAACAAAUCCAAAAAGUAUGUAAUUCCAGUUGCUAUCGUUGCAAGCUGUUUCAGUGUAGCUGCAAUUGUUGUGAUCACUUACUUUAUUUAUAAAAGAAAACAAAAGAAAAUUUUUGAAAAGAAAAUUAUUAAUUUAAAUAAUUUAAAUAAUAAAUAA
Molecule: messenger RNA, 2787 nt
Organism: Dictyostelium purpureum
Lineage: Eukaryota; Evosea; Eumycetozoa; Dictyosteliales; Dictyosteliaceae
Exons: 4
Coding region: 1-2787 (928 amino acids)
Source: RefSeq, a predicted model, not a curated record